GCCCAUACUGAAAAAGAAGACUACUGGGACUCUGUACUUUGGAGUGAUGAGAUCACAAUAAAUGUUUUUGGAACUGAUGGCUUCAAAACUGUAUGGCGUCGCAAAGAAGAGUACAAAGAAAAAUGCAUGGUGCUUACAGUGAAACAUGGUGGUGUCCUAUGGGGCUGCAUGAGCGCUGCUGGUGUCAGGGAGCUGAAUUUCAUUGAUUGUGUCAUGAAUUCACAGAUGUACCUCUUUAUAAUGACUGAGAAGUUUUCCAACAUGACAAUGAUCCAAAACACACUU
Messenger RNA from Staurois parvus, 285 nucleotides. NCBI's taxonomy places the organism in Eukaryota, Metazoa, Chordata, Amphibia, Anura, Ranidae. The record is from the annotation of a GenBank genome assembly.